Molecule: messenger RNA, 1674 nt
Organism: Nerophis ophidion (straightnose pipefish)
Lineage: Eukaryota; Metazoa; Chordata; Actinopteri; Syngnathiformes; Syngnathidae
Product: ankyrin repeat and SOCS box protein 9-like
Exons: 7
Coding region: 373-1278 (301 amino acids)
Biological process (GO): intracellular signal transduction; protein ubiquitination; positive regulation of protein catabolic process
Molecular function (GO): protein binding
Source: RefSeq, a predicted model, not a curated record
AACUGUAGUGUUUAGUCUGCUGUUAAGACUCUUUGAGCUGUUAAAAAAAAAAGACUCCGAGAGCCUUACAGACACAUCUCGGUGUCAAAUGUCAAAGUAAAAAAAAUUUGGACCUGGUCAGCAGGCCUCCGUUGUUUGUGGCACCUCCAUUGGCUGAGACACACCCACAGCUUUUGAGGCCGCCUGUUUCCUGGAGGGCAAAUAGCUGCUCUGAGGAGGAUAUGACAUCACAUCACAGCGCUGAGCGAGCUGCCACAAACACACAAAGAGAGAACAAAAUGAAGACCAGAUGUAUUUCAGGCAUGUUAUCACUUUGACACUGCGGAAUCCAGGAGAGACGCCAAACGAGCAGAAAAACAAGUUGAGCGAAAUAUGUCAGGAGGACGUGAAGAAACACGGAGGGGCAGACAAAGUGGAGCGGCAGUUUUCUUCUCCAAUCCUCUGAUGAGUGACGUUGAAGCAGACUGGUCUCCAAUCCAUGAUGCUGCAUUUAAUGGACGCGUCCUUAACCUGCAGAGGCUCAUUGCUCAGGGUGCAUGUGUGAACCUGAGCACGCUGGACCGGGUCUCCGCCCUCCACGGAGCGUGCAUGCAGGGCCAUGCAGCCUGCGCUAAGCUUCUGCUGCAAAAUGGUGCUGAUGUCAACAAUGUGACGUUAAACGGACAGACGGCGCUGUCAGAAGCAUGCACCCGAGGUCAUGUGACUUGCGUAUCGCUGCUCCUUCAACAUGGAGCGAGCACAUUGGGGAGCAACCCAGCCAGCUCCCCACUGCACAUGGCUGCAGCCAAAGGUUACCCGGAAUGUAUCGAGUCCCUUGCAGAGCACGGCGCUGACCUGGAUCAUACCAUCGACCAAUCAGGCGCUCCUCUCCAUGUAGCGUGCUCCAAUCAGCAGCUGACUACUAUUAAGAAACUGCUUCAACUUGGUGCUAGUGCAAACAGUCAUGACUUAGGUGACUCACCCCUACAUAUCGCGGCUCGUCUGUCCAGUCCAGAGAUGGUGUCGGUCCUGCUCAACCACGGGGCAGACGCCUCCCAACGGAACCUGGAGGGCAAACAGCCUCUGGACCUGGCGCCCCCAAACAGUGUGGUAGAGAGGCUGCUCAGACAAAGUGGAGGGGUUCCCCCGCUGAUGCAGCUGUGCCGCCUGCACAUCAGGAGGACUUUAGGCAAGCAGAGGCUGGUUAGGAUUUAUGACCUUCACCUCCCCAUAGAACUCAAAGACUAUCUUCUCCACCUGUCACGCCACAGUUGGCCGACAGAGGGAGUGCUUACAUAAUAAAUGAUGCUGUUUGAACCGAGAGGACCCUCUGUGGACCAACUUCAUUCUCAAGAGCAGAACUGGGGAUGAGAAGUGUGUUUUAGAGUCAAAGUCAAAGCAGGGAAGUUUGAUGAAAGUCAACGUCGGUCCCAACAGACAAAAAUGUUUUAUUCAUGAGCUGUCAAUACCCUCAAUAGCGUGGACAUCCCUAAAAUAUCUAAACAUAUUCAGUCAGAAUCGCCUUUUAUUUAACAGACUAACUUAACAACCAAAGAGAAAAGUCAUGUACGUCAACAUCUGACCUCAUAGAACUAAAUUAGGAAGGUGACCAACGCACCUAAAAUUGUAAUCAAGUGACAUUUUAAUGAGUAUCUCUAAGCUGUAUUUUCUGAUAAAAAUAUGUGUUUAAAUAUA